Molecule: messenger RNA, 1043 nt
Organism: Cryptomeria japonica (Japanese cedar)
Lineage: Eukaryota; Viridiplantae; Streptophyta; Pinopsida; Cupressales; Cupressaceae
Exons: 4
Coding region: 109-681 (190 amino acids)
Source: RefSeq, a predicted model, not a curated record
CUGCCAAAUCACACAGCCUUUGCUUUAAAUACCAUUCCUCAUAAUAUCGUAUCAUCAUACCAUCUAUUCAUUCAAUUCCAUCGAAUUUGCCCUUUGUUUUGGUUUGAGAUGUCUCAACCUCAGAUGUUCACCAUCGAUUUCUUGGGAAUCGGAAGUGAUGAGAAGGGUAGCCCCCAAUUGGAUUCCGCCAUGGAUUGCCACCACCAACAACUUGUGCACAGUCGAUCAACGCCGUCAUACCUGGGAAAGAUAAAACCCUUCAUGCUGCAACAAGGGCUCUCACACGGAUGUCCGAGCGAUCCAGAAAAGUUUCACAGAGAAGGUCAGAUAGGGGCUUGUGAAGGAAUUAAGACUCUAGAUCUGUUUCCCCUGCAUCCUCUAGGGUUUCAAUCCAACAGUAAACAGGACAAGAGCCAAUCGGUUUUGUUGGAUACACAAAUUGAAAUUUCUGAAGCUGUUCCAACCAAUCCAUCGUCCGCCCAACUAUCGAUUUUGUACAAUUAUCCGACGCAAAGUGUUUCAAAUUCAGAAGAAUCCACACAAGGGGGAAAGCAAAGCCACGCUGUCAAAACACCAAAUGCCAAUCUUCCGAUGGCUAAGAGGUUAUCCCUUCAACGAUUUCUGCAGAAACGGAAGGAAAGACUUAGCAGAGUCAUUCCCUACGCGACGUCAUCGAAGUAAAAGGAAUCUGAAAUUGUUUGCUUUGUAAAUGCGAAAGCGAGAGCAAAGGAUGAUUUGUUCUUAUCCGCAAACAACUUUCGAGGAGGCGGAGAUAGUGGGCGGGUGCCACAUGUUCCCACGUGCUUUGUCCAAUUGACAUGACUCCUCCACUUGCAAUAUUCAGAAUGUGAUCGCAUUGGAAUGAACGAGGAAAAUGUGUUUAAAAUCAUGAGGCCGGCAUUUGUGAUUGCGCUGUGUAAAAUACAAUUUUUCUCCUCAUAUUCAAUCAGAAUUAUAUUCCUCAAUAAUGUAUUUUUUUAUUCUUUCAUUUAAGAAUUUAAAUGCGGAGUUACUCCUAAAUUUGGCCGGGUUUAAACGGCACA